Verticillium alfalfae VaMs.102 is the source of this 912-nucleotide messenger RNA. RefSeq lists its product with no specific name. The coding region runs from base 1 to 912 and encodes 303 amino acids. Lineage: Eukaryota; Fungi; Ascomycota; Sordariomycetes; Glomerellales; Plectosphaerellaceae. The record is from RefSeq and is a predicted model, not a curated record. The transcript has a single exon.
AUGGCGCCUUCCCCGGCUAACAAUGAUCCCGUGGCCGUGGUAUUCAGGUACGGCACUGACCUGGUGGAGUCUGAUCAGACAAUCUGCGACGACCUCAUCAUCGCGCUGGACGUCUGUAAUCGGAAGGAAGCGCCGUUGAACAUCGAAAACCAAAAGCGUGCCAAGUUCUGGCGCAUCGUCUUCAGCAACGAUUGGACCACGGAAAUGCACAGCUUCGUGCCUGACCCCUGGACAGAUCCUAGCGAUACCCAAAGUGGUCUACAGAUCGGGUCUCUCACACAGGACUGUCGGCCAAACCCCGUUCCUGGAUUGUCGUCGACUAUCGAUAGUUCGCACGUCAGCGUAGCCCGCCAGAAAGGCUGCCCAGCUUGGCUUUGUCCUCUCCCAAGCUGGAACAAAGACGGGACAGCACAGGGUAUUCGGUUCCGAUGGGUUAAUAUCCAUGGCCAAGAGGUGCCAGAAGACCUGGUCCAGCUCGAGGUUGGCAACUGGAGCAAGAAAAAAGCCCUUGCCGUUAUUCAUUGGGAUGACUGUUAUGUUCGGCACGUCGGUCACCAUAACGUGUUCUUAGCCGUGUACUGGGCGCGGAAUCGACUCAUCAAUCUCUCCAAGACUCGGAGUUCUCGCAACGCGGACCAAUGGCAACGCGGUCAGCCACUGAACGAAGUCCUUGCAUCGACCCGAGACCUCGACUCCAUUGGAAUGGGCCACCGAGCUUUCAAGCGGAUUCGUCUCUGUAGUGAUCUGAUGGCAGAGCUUGCUGAGAUUGCCCAGGAUUGCGUGGCAACGAUGGACACUGAGAAAACAAAAAGCUUUGAUUUGGAUGACUGGGAGAAUCCCGAGGCUGAGUACUCAUGCGCGCAAGGAGAGGAUGACUCGCUGGAGGAGGAAGAUUCGGAGCAAGGAUAUUGA